Molecule: messenger RNA, 531 nt
Organism: Zeugodacus cucurbitae (melon fly)
Lineage: Eukaryota; Metazoa; Arthropoda; Insecta; Diptera; Tephritidae
Product: protein nemuri-like
Exons: 1
Coding region: 1-531 (176 amino acids)
Source: RefSeq, a predicted model, not a curated record
AUGUCUCCAAAGAUUGCAUACUUUCUGGCCGCGAUGCUGGCAAUCCUUUGCUUGCUGCAACAAUUCGAAAGCAGUACAGCCGCCAAUACCGGAUUGUCGCGUGAAGAGCUUGCUGCGCAUAGACAAUUACAACAGAAUACCAACAAUCAAUUGAACAAGAAUGAAUACAAUAAUGAAGAUGUAGAUGAUGAAGAUGAUGAUGAUGUUGAUGAUGAGGAUGAUGAUGAAGCGGAAGAAGGCAGUGAUGCCAAAGAUGAAGAUGAGGCUAACAAUUUGGCUUUGAGGGACGAAGUCUCUGAGAAUGCCGCACAAGCGCAGGAAAAAAAUACAUCCAAAGACACUGAGGGUGCACUUGCCAAUUCGCAGGAAGGCGCCGAUGUAGGGGGACGUGCACGUAGACGUGGUCGCCGAGGUGGUCGAGGACGUCGCCGUCGUGCCGGUCGCCGUCGUGGACGUCGUGGUGGCAGACGUCGUGGCAGUCGCAAAGGUUUACGUAAAGUACGCAAAUCAAGAAAGCACAGCAGUGGUUAA